This is a messenger RNA of Salvelinus fontinalis (brook trout), 3384 nucleotides long. Its product is annotated as insulin-like growth factor 1 receptor. The record is from RefSeq and is a predicted model, not a curated record. NCBI's taxonomy places the organism in Eukaryota, Metazoa, Chordata, Actinopteri, Salmoniformes, Salmonidae. The coding region runs from base 79 to 690 and encodes 203 amino acids. The transcript has 2 exons.
ACACACACACACACACACACACACACACACACACACACACACGGAGGACUGCUAGACAAACCAGACAACUGCCCUGACAUGAUGUUUGAGUUGAUGCGUAUGUGUUGGCAGUACAACCCGAAGAUGCGUCCGUCGUUUCUGGAGAUCAUCAACAGCAUCAAGGAGGAGCUGGAGCCGCCGUUCAGAGAGAUGAGUUUCUUUUACAGCCAAGAGAACAAGCUUCCAGACACAGAGGAGUUAGACAUGGAGGUAGAGAACAAGAAGAAUGUUCCUCUAGGCCCAGCUGCCUCUUCACGCCCCCCCAUCCCCUCCGGGUCCGCCCAGCCCAACCAGCCCCCUCCUCCCCCCUCCCAACAGACACCAGCCUCCACGGCCCCCGACGGUCAAUUAACGCUGGGCUCCACCCCCCCUUCAGCCCCGUCCUCUGGGCAGGUUCAGCCCCAAGCUCCCUCGUCCCCCUGCUCCCCAGCCCUCGGGGCCACCAGCCAGGCCUGCUGCUCCCCAGUGGCCCCUGGCCCCUCCUCGGACCAGAACUCAGGUGCCUCAGGACAGGUGGCGUCCAACGGCCCCGAGGCGGUCGCCCAGGUCCUGCUGCGACCAGCCUUCAAUGACUCACCGCCCUACACACACAUGAACGGAGUGAGGAAGAAGGAACGUGCCAUGCCCCUCCCACAGUCCUCGGCCUGCUGAUCCUAGUCGACCCCUCUCCAUCCCUCAUCCCUCUUUUCUAAAGAGCUUGUUGGACCCCUCUACUUUUUCAUUGUGUUAUUGUAUUGACAUUUCUCUCAACUGUUGACAUCUCUCUCAACUGCCUGAUAUAAACGCCCUCCUGCUGAGGCAUGCUGGGAGACCCUGGACCACAACCUGGACAACGCCCUCCUGCUGAGGCAUGCUGGGAGACCCUGGACCACGGUGGUUUUAUAUCCCUUUAGGCCCAACUACCUUUAUAUAGAAAACGCAAGUCCGUUGUUCAGGAAGGUUUCUGGUUACCGGUACCAGUCAGAAGGUUGGACACACCUACUCAUUCCAGGGUUUUUCUUUAUUUUUACUAUUUUCUACAUUGUAGAAUAAUAUUGAAGACAUCAAAACUAGGAAAUAACACAUAUGGAAUCAUGUAGUAACCAAAAAAGGGUUAAAUAAAUCUAAAUAUAUUUGAGAUUCUUCAAAGUAACCACCCUUUGCCUUGAUGACAGCUUUGCACACUCUCUGCACACUCUCGGCAUUCUCUCAACCAGCUUCAUGAGGAAUGCUUUUCCAACAGUCUUGAAGGCGUUCCCACAUAUGCUGAGCACUUGUUGGCUGCUUUUCGUUCACUCGGUGGUCCAACUCAUCCCAAACCAUCUCAAUAUGGUUGAGGUCGGGUGAUUGUGGGGGCCAGGUCAUCUGAUGCAGCACUCCAUCACUCUCCUUCUUGGUCAAAUAGCCCUUACGCAGCCUGGAGGUGUGUUGGGUCAUUGUCCUGUUGAAAAACAAAUGAUGGUCCCACUAAGCCCAAACCAGAUGGGAUGGCGUAUCGCUGCAGAAUGCUGUGGUAGCCAUGCUGGUUAAGUGUCCCUUGAAUUCUAAAUAAAUCAGUGUCACCAACAAAGCACCCCCUCACCAUCACACCUCCUCCUCCAUGCUUCACGGUGGGAACCACACAUGCAGAGAUCAUCAGUUCACCUACUCUGCGUUCCACUGGUCUAAUGUCCACUGGUCGUGUUUCUUGGCCCAAGCAAGUGUCUUUUUAUUAUUGCUGUCCUUUAGUAGUGGUUUCUUUGCAGUAAUUCUACCAUGAAGGCCUGAUUUCACACAAUCUCCUCUAAACAGUUGAUGUUGAGAUGUGUCUGUUACUUGAACUCUGAAGCAUUUAUUUGGGCUGUAAUCUGAGGUGCAGUUAACUCUAAUGAACUUGUCCUCUGCAGCAGAGGUAACUCUGGGUCUUUCUUUCCUGUGGCGGUCCUCAUGAGAGCCAGUUUCAUCAUAGCGCUUGAGGGUUUUUGCGACUGCACUUGAAGAAAUGUUCAACAUUCUUGAAAUGUUCCCGGAUUGACUGACCUUCAUGUCUUAAAGUAAUGAUGGACUGUCGUUUCCCUUUGCUUAUUUGAGCUGUUCUUGCCAUAAUAUGGACUUGGUCUUUUACCAAAUAGGGCUAUCUUCUGUAUACCACCCCUACCUUGUCACAACACAACUGAUUGGCUCAAACGCAUUAAGAAGGAAAGAAAUUCCAUAAAAUAACUUUUAACAAGGCACACCUGUUAAUUGAAAUGCAUUCCAGGUGACUACCUCAUGAAGCUGGUUGAGAGAAUGCAAAGCUGUCAUCAAGGCAAAGGGUGGCUAUUUGAAGAAUCUCAAAUCUAAAAUAUAUUUUGAACUGUUUCUGUUUUUUUGGUUACUACAUGAUUCCAUAAGUGUUAUUUCAACAAUUUAGAUUUCUUCACUAUUAUUCUACAAUGUAGAAAAUAGUAAAAAUAAAGAAAAACCCUUGAAUGAGUAGAUGUGUCCAAACUUGUGACUGGUACUGAGAUGGUACACUAUAUAUAUAGUGUGUAUAUAUAUAUAGUGUGUUUUUAUUAGUUUUUCUAAAUAUUCCCAAAUGGAGACAGCCUUUCAGAGUGAUGGUUGGUUCACUGUGUAAUAGUGGGGCAUUAUUAUUAUUGUGAGGUUUUAUCUUCUGUCUGGAUGCAACGGUCAAGCGCUGUCUGUGUCUGUGUUGUAUAUCAGUGGAUGGACAGACUCCUCUCUGUUGCACUGGGACAAGAUGGUCACCACUGAUGAUGUUUAGUUGUCUGGCGUAAACUACUUGUCUUCUCCGUUUGUCUUGUCUGUGAUUGACAGGAAGCAUUCUGACACUAGCGUAAACUACUUGUCUUCUCCCUUUGUCUUGUCUGUGAUUGACAGGAACCAUUCUGACACUAGCGUAAACUACUUGUCUUCUCCGUUUGUCUUGUCUGUGAUUGACAGGAAGCAUUCUGACACUAGCGUAAACUACUUGUCUUCUCCCUUUGUCUUGUCUGUGAUUGACAGGAAGCAUUCUGACACUAGCGUAAACUACUUGUCUUCUCCCUUUGUCUUGUCUGUGAUUGACAGGAACCAUUCUGACACUAGCGUAAACUACUUGUCUUCUCCGUUUGUCUUGUCUGUGAUUGACAGGAACCAUUCUGACACUAGCGUAAACUACUUGUCUUCUCCGUUUGUCUUGUCUGUGAUUGACAGGAACCAUUCUGACACUAGCGUAAACUACUUGUCUUCUCCGUUUGUCUUGUCUGUGAUUGACAGGAAGCAUUCUGACAUUUGCGUAAACUACAUGCCGUCUCCUAGGCCUACAAAACAUGAAUAUAUUAUUUAGUAUCUUAAAGGAUGUAUGGCUCCAUAUCCUUAGUUCCUCUGACCGGAUGUAUGGCU